AUGACGGACAAGUACCCCACACCCGACGAACUUCUGCCCCUUACGGGCGACACUCCAAUCGUGACGGACAAGCCCACGAGAGAAUUGACGAUCGUAUUCGAGGUCACCAAAGAGAAAGGGGACGAGCUUGUCGCCAUUAUGAGCCGCCUGCAGUGCUACGUCGGUCACGUCGAGCACCCCGCCGUCGACCCCAAGCAAGAGGAGCGCCGAGUCGAACGCUUCGGUCAGGACCAGGCUACCCAGCACGCUCAAGAGAGCAAGCACGAGGCAGUCCAGCAGGCCAUCCACCCCGUCCACACCCAGGACAAGGCCCAGGGACACGUGCACGCUGACGACCUCGCUGACGACCUCGCUCAGGUACACGUUCACGACAAGGGACACGUCCGCGACCAGGGACAGGGCCGUGUGCCCAAACGCGACGAUGACGAAGACCACUUCUAG
This is a messenger RNA of Kalmanozyma brasiliensis GHG001, 441 nucleotides long. RefSeq lists its product as uncharacterized. The record is from RefSeq and is a predicted model, not a curated record. NCBI's taxonomy places the organism in Eukaryota, Fungi, Basidiomycota, Ustilaginomycetes, Ustilaginales. Bases 1 to 441 code for a protein of 146 amino acids. The transcript has a single exon.